GAUAGGGUGCAAAGGCCAUGAAACUAAAAAGAAGAUCAGCUGAUUUCUAACGUCAAUGUGACAAGUGACAUUUGAAUUGGGGGAGAUCCGGAUUUUUGUUCCAAAUUUUAUUUUACAAAAAAUUUACGAGUUUUUAAAUAAAUUUUUUAGUUAGUCACAUUUUAUCAACCAUGGGUCACGGAUUCGGAAAUUUAUGGAAAUACAGGGGUAUUAUUACAUACAGAGUGUCGCCCUUUGAAAUUAAGGCUUUUGCCGGGGUCAUUUCACAUGGCUUUCCCAACACACUUAGAAGAAUCGCUGAAAAUAUACCCUAUGUGGUUCCUCCACUUGCUUUGGCCUACAUUACAUAUGAUCAAGUUGAGAAGGCUCACCACCAAACAAUGAAGAAAAACCCAGAAGAUUAUGCAAAUGAUAAAUAGAUUUAUGUACGACCAGUCUUAUAGUUGUAUUAGCACUUUUUAUUUAUAAUAUACAAAUACCAUUUAA
Messenger RNA from Anthonomus grandis grandis, 486 nucleotides. It is a transcript of the gene UQCR-Q, whose product is annotated as cytochrome b-c1 complex subunit 8-like. NCBI's taxonomy places the organism in Eukaryota, Metazoa, Arthropoda, Insecta, Coleoptera, Curculionidae. Bases 171 to 419 code for a protein of 82 amino acids. Gene Ontology annotation, biological process: mitochondrial electron transport, ubiquinol to cytochrome c. The record is from RefSeq and is a predicted model, not a curated record. The transcript has 3 exons.